Prunus persica (peach) is the source of this 2260-nucleotide messenger RNA. RefSeq names its product cyclic nucleotide-gated ion channel 1-like. NCBI's taxonomy places the organism in Eukaryota, Viridiplantae, Streptophyta, Magnoliopsida, Rosales, Rosaceae. The transcript is spliced from 6 exons. The record is from RefSeq and is a predicted model, not a curated record. Bases 209 to 2053 code for a protein of 614 amino acids.
AUUGAGCCAUAGAAUAAAUUCUCUCUCUUACACACACAUAUAUAUUGUCAAGUUAGAAGGGGCCUCAGUCUCUUCACACUUGGACAGGAAAAUUCUCUAACUUUCACUUCAUAUUUGGCUAAUAUUUGCAGAAGUACGUACAAGAGCGAGCUACCUGGGUUUUUGAAUAACCCGUAGACUUGAGAGAGGAUACAAAUAAGCUUGAGACAUGAGCAAACCGGUUAAAGAUGUAUCAAUUGAGUUGAGCGAACUAGAACAGAUUGCAAAAUGGCCAGAACUAGAAUUAGAACAGAGUACAAGUACUUGUGCAAAAUCGACAGAACCAGCAGUAGAUCGCAGUAUAAGUGUUACUAAGAAAUGGAUAGAAUUGAAGGAAGCUCUUGUUUUACGCGGUCGUCAUCACCGUUCAAAAUGGGAUAUGACCUUCGCAAUAUCAUCUGCAUUUGCUGUGUUCAUUGAUCCCUUGAUCUGUUACGCUCCCGUCCUCAUCGAUGAUAACACGUGCUACUAUUGGGACCACAGGUUGAUGUGGACAUUUUUCGCCUUACGAUCAGCCGCAGAUCUAUUUUAUGCAACGGACAUUUUUGUUUUCCUAAGUCGAAGUCGCGCUAAGCCAUUUCGGACCUCCUGGACAAGAAUUAUUGGCGGUCCUCAUACAAAAAUUUGUAAAAUGUUGAAUGGCAAGAAAACACUUAGGUUUUUACGCAUUCUGCCUCGCAUUUGUGCUGCUCUUCCCAUUCUACAGGCAAUAAUACUCAGUGGAAAAUAUACAUCCGUUGAUAACAAUGAGUUUUUUUAUCUAAUUCCAAUCCAAUAUACCCUACGAGCUAUUAGGCUCUACCGACGGCUCAAUCGGAGUUCUAGUAUAGAGACUACAGUAAGAAGAUUACGUAAAGCUGUUUUGGACUUCCUUCCCUUCAUCCUUGCUGCUCAUCUAUUCGGAGCCUUGUGGUACAUUCUUGCUGUGGAUCGAAAGAUAGGUUGUUGGCAGGAGCACGUCUGUAAAUUUGAUGGUAUAUGUGGUCGAGAAGCACUUGAUUAUUUCUUCUAUUGCAGUAGUUCCACUCCUGCAAACAAUAUGAAGUUCAAUAGCUCCCUUUUACAAAAGUCAUGCGCUGUACAACUUUCAGAAAAUGUAUCAACUUUACCUUUCGAUUUUGGUAUAUAUCUAUACGCUCUCCAAUCUGACAUGACAAGGUCAAGAGGUCUUCCAGUGAAGAUGUUGCAAUGUCUUUGGUGGGGCCUGCGAAAUCUGAGGUUUGUUCAUUGGAAUUUUGUUUUGUUUUUGGUUUUUCCUUCCCACUUUGAGCUAUAUUGCUUUUCAUCAUUUUAUUUUUGCAGUUCUUUUGGUUCAAACCUCCAGACCAGUUUCUUUAUGGACGAAAUCAUCUUUUCAAUUCUGAUAUCUAUAAGUGGCUUGGCACUGUUUUUAGUAUAUCUCAAUGCAAGGGUGCAGGGGUCGCAAAAAAUAUUAGAUCAGCUCAACUUAAGAGAGAAGAUGCAAAGUAUAUAUCCACAGAUAAUAACUCAAAUGCGUAUUAUGUGCCGUCUCCGCUUGGAUUCACUAAAGGAAGUGCCGAUGCUUAAAAGUACAGAUGAGAAAAUGUUACAAGCAAUCUGCGAGCAUCUUAAGCCGGUAACUUAUGGGGAGGAUAUUUAUAUCAUUCGAGAAGGGGAACCACUUCGAAAGAUGCUUUUCAUCACUCAAGGCACUGCUUUGACCUACACAACCAUUAAGGGUGGAACAAAUGUUUGCAAGUGCCUUGAGAAAAGUGACUUUUAUGGAGAAGAACUUCUAAAUUGGGCGUUCAAAUUCGGCUCAUUUUCUGAGUUACCUAUCUCCCCUACGACUGUUGUAUCCCAAACAAAAGUUGAAGCGUUUUCUAUUAGGGCCAACCACUUGAAGUCUGUUGUCGCUCAAUUUUGGUGGCGUUUUCAAAAGGAACUUCCUCGUUCUCAGUUGGAGCAUUUCUCAGCUUCUUGCUUGCAGAAAUACUGGCGUCAUCACAUUAAAUUAACUAAAAAUACAGGAUCUAAAGAAAAGAGAGAGUAAUAAGUACAUGAAUGAACCUACUAAUAAUUCUCUGAGUUUGCUUUGGAUCUUGUAACACAACAAUUCUUGCCAUAUUGGGGUUAGGCCUUGUUUCGAUUUUUUUUUUUUAAAACUACUUUUCGUUGGCCUUCACCCUUUUCCUAUAUGUUUAUUGUUUUGUCUUGUUUUUGGUUUCUGCUGACCGCCGCUAGGUGUGUUGUUCAUCAA